Molecule: messenger RNA, 1665 nt
Organism: Bicyclus anynana (squinting bush brown)
Lineage: Eukaryota; Metazoa; Arthropoda; Insecta; Lepidoptera; Nymphalidae
Gene: Mf-cpa
Product: carboxypeptidase B
Exons: 9
Coding region: 70-1524 (484 amino acids)
Biological process (GO): proteolysis
Molecular function (GO): metallocarboxypeptidase activity; zinc ion binding
Source: RefSeq, a predicted model, not a curated record
GAGCGAGCGCAAUUGCAGAUGCGGUUUAUGUUAUUUGUAAUUUGUAAGUGAGAAACUCCAUCAGUCGCCAUGGGGUCGUGGACGCGGAUGGUCGUGCUUUUACCGUUCUUCACGUCGACAUUCUGCACGCCUCUCAUCAAUGAACUUGAACCAGGAAAAGAUUGGCCAACGCGUGGUUCAGUAAAACAACCAUACAACCAAACAGAUGAUGUACAAGACCCAAUUGAAGCUUCGACUACUACUAGCGAACUUGUAAACGAAACACCAUCCAGUGGCAAAGAUGAAUUAGAAGAUAUAACUAUCAUCGCCAGAGCAGCUGAGGGAAACGCAAAAGUAGACUACUCGGGCGCGCAACUAUGGAAAGUUUCGACAGAGAAAAACGGUGUUCGGGUGAUUCUAGGAAGGCUUAAACGAAGAAAUCUUAUAGCUACGUGGGCUGGUAAUCAGACAUAUGUGGACGUACUGAUCAAGCCAAACGCUGUGGCGAACGUGACUAGAGUGUUCUCUAGGGAGAAUAUAUCAUACGAUAUUAUCAUUGAUGAUUUACAAAAAAGGAUUAACGAGGAAAACCCACCGUUAGACGAAAAUGAAAUAGAACUACAGAACAGACGAGGUCACCGUAUGACGUGGAAACAGUAUCACAGAUUGCAAGAUAUUCAUGAAUUUUUGGAUUAUUUAGCUACAACAUACCCGAAAAUUGUUAGCGUGAACACUAUUGGAAAGUCAUACGAAGGAAGAGAUCUUAAGGUACUGCGUAUAUCCAAUGGCAAUCCAAGCAACAAAGCAAUUUUUAUUGAUGGAGGAAUUCACGCGCGAGAAUGGAUUAGUCCAGCGACAGUUACGUUUUUCAUAAAUCAAAUUGCGGAGAACUUCGCGGAAGAAUCCGAGGACUUUAAGGGAAUUGAUUGGUAUUUCUUACCAGUAGUCAAUCCUGAUGGUUAUGAAUACACUCAUUUAGUGGAUCGCUUAUGGCGCAAGAAUAGAAAACCGGCUUACGCUGGCAGAGCAUGUUUUGGUACGGAUCUCAACAGAAACUUUGGUUAUCGUUGGGGUGGUAAAGGAGCAUCGAGCAACCCUUGCAGUGAAAUUUACCGCGGCUCUCGAGCAUUCUCAGAGCCAGAAUCCCGCGCUCUGUCCGAGUUCAUCAAGACAAGUGCAGCUAACUUCUCAGCCUAUUUAACAUACCACAGCUACGGACAGUAUCUACUGUAUCCAUGGGGUUAUGACAAUGCAGUACCCCCAGAUCAUAAGGACUUGGAUGUUGUUGGGAAAAAUAUAGCUGAAGCAAUUCAAAAAACAGGUGGUUCGAAAUACUCAGUUGGUUCAUCAAGUGGACUUUUAUAUCCAGCGUCAGGCGGUUCAGACGACUGGGUCAAAGCUCAAGGCGUCAAAUAUACAUUCACAGUGGAACUAAGUGACACGGGCCGAUAUGGAUUCAUACUACCCACCACUAAUAUCGAACCAGUUGCUAGAGAGUCACUCGCUGGUCUGAGAAUACUAGCUAGCUAUGUAAGCAAACUCUAAGCAUUAGAUAGAUACUUUUAUGUUAAGCUAUUUAAUUAUUUAUGAUGCCCAUGUUGUGAUAUCAAGUUUGAUACAUGUAUUUAAAAAAUUGUAAUGAAUAUUUAAAUUAUUUAAAAAUAUAAUUAAAUAUUUUUUUUUGUA